Messenger RNA from Linderina pennispora, 2214 nucleotides. RefSeq lists its product as uncharacterized. The record is from RefSeq and is a predicted model, not a curated record. Lineage: Eukaryota; Fungi; Kickxellomycota; Kickxellomycetes; Kickxellales; Kickxellaceae. Bases 229 to 2157 code for a protein of 642 amino acids. Gene Ontology annotation, biological process: fungal-type cell wall organization; GPI anchor biosynthetic process. Gene Ontology annotation, cellular component: endoplasmic reticulum. The transcript is spliced from 5 exons.
GAGGCCCUUCUUCUCUCUCCUCAGCUCUUUUUCGCACUUUUUUUCUUUCUUUGCUCACUGCGAGUAGCCUGUUUUUCUUUAAACACUACUGCACGUAUACUGGCAUAUAUCGAGGCGGAGGUAGUAUCACUCCCUGAUUCUUUUUCUUUUUUUUUUUUUUUCAAGUUCCAAGCGACUCAUCUGCUGGAGUAAUUUGGUGGGCUGUGGAGAGUUCUUGACAAGAAAACCAUGGCUCUGCUAACCAAGCAAACGCGGCAUUUUGUCGCCGACACGUACCUGUCGUUUAUCUUCUGGACGGUCCUGACGUCUCUGGGCCUCUGCAUCUGGUACUUCCCUCUGUGGCACAUGGGUAUCUCGGGGUACGAGGUGCUACUGCUGUCGGACAUUGCUCCGGUUCUUCUCGGCAUCGGGCCUCUGCGGCGUCUCCUGCGUCACCACCGCGGGAUCACGGCGCUGAUGGGACUGGUUGGAGUGUUUGCGUACGCGGUGCAGGAUCCGCUGCAGCGCCUGGUGCUGGUGGCGGUGGGUUCGGCGGGCGUGAUGCUGUCUCUGGCGAGCGUUCUGUACGAGGACCGGGUUCCGGCGACGGGCCGGUUGGACCGCGACAUUCAGGCAUGGGAGGCUGGUCUUCUUCCUGAGUUUGGCGGUAUUUUCCUGGGUGUGGUUGCGCUGCUGGAUGUGGUGACGCGGCGGUCGGACGCGCAGGCGGAGGUGCGCGACGCCAAGAAGAAGGACCUGGCGAUGCCGGCGGUGAAGCGGCAGGAGGCGGCGUGGGUGCCGGCGGCGUUCGGGUUUGGCGCGCUGCUGUUUGCACUGCACUCGAUGUACUCUGACAGCGCGAUCAUCGGGCGGUGGACGUGGGACGGGUAUCCGCACUCGGGCCCGCAGCCGGUGCCAUGGGGUGGACUUGUGCUGAUGGCGCUGGCGGGCGGGUUCUCGGUGGGACACCGGAUCGAGCUGACCACGGGCAUGCUGUGGUGGGGCGUGGGCAGCAUCUGCGCGGGACUGGUGACGUUUGUUUCGGGCUGGUCUGGCUUUGUGCCGGGACUGGUGCUGGCGUUCUACCUGGGCAGCAUUACGCGCAGCAUUCUGCGUGUGCUGGCGCGGUGCCCGCCGGGCCGCACGUUCUUUGUGGGCAUUCUGUGGUACAACAUCCUGGUGCUGGGCCACGUGUGGGUGGUUGCGUACGAGUUUGUGCCGGGCGGCCCGCUGCUGCGCGAGCGCACAUGGGUGGUGAUGCUGGCGACGAUGCUGUCGCUGUACGGCGCGCUGGUGUCGCGGUCCGGCGAUGUUCGUCACGAGGUGGCGGGUGUGCAGGCGGCCAGCGUUGCGCGGACGGACCGUCACCGCGCGCGCUCGGUGUUCUGGGCGUGUGUGGUGGCGGGCUGGGCGGCCAUGUUCAUGCGGUUCCCGGCAGCGACCAAGACACCGACGCCGCAUCUGCGUGAUCUGGAGGUGGACGUGAUGGGAUUCCUGGAGUCGGACACGGAGCGCAUCAUCAUGGGCGGGCGCGACUGGACGCAGCGCGUGGGCGAGGAGCUCAACUACUACGUGGACUACGGACCAUCGCCGCGCAAGCACACGUGGGGAUGCGCAAUGAUCUCCAAGUUCCCGAUCAAGAACUCGACGCACCACCUGCUGCCGUCGCCGCACGGCGAGCUGGCGUGCGCCAUCCACGCGACGCUCGAUGUGCACGGACGCGACAUCGACGUCAUCAUCUCGCACAACGGGCAGGAGGAGAACCCGCUGGACCGUCGGCUGCAGACAACCGAGCUGGCGCGUAUCAUGCGCGAGUCGCAGAACCCGUUCAUUUUCACUGGCUACGUGGUCACCAAGCCGCAUGCGGAGAACUACAAGAUCCUGUUUGACGGCGGCCGCAUGCACGAUAUCGACCCGACCGACCACGACCGCUGGUGCCAGUACAUUGGCUACCGCGGGGUCAAGCGCGUCGGCUAUGCGCGCAUUUCGCGCGGCACCAUCACCGACACUGAGAUCCAGGCCGGCAAGUUUGUCGACAUCUCCGGGUGGCAGCCGAGCUACGCACGCGUCGAGGAGAGCCACUACCCGGCCGAGUACCACUUCCCGAAGAAGUUCCACGGCAAGGGUGUGCGCGGACACUUCUACCACGUGUUCAAUGCUCCUCGCUACUUUGACUAAGAAAUAAAAUUUGCUCGUUUAUUUUUGAAAAAGAUUGCGUCUAUUAAUCAGCAAACU